AUGGCGACGCAAAGGGUUCUUCGCCUCACCGACCGUACGUCCUGGCAUAGCCUUACCGAAUUCCGAGAACCAUGUCCAUCGGCCGGGAAACACGAAGUUCUCAUCAAGAUUCGAAGUGUGGCUUUGAACCUUAGGGACAUCGUCAUUGCGACAGGAAAAUACCCCUUUCAAGUGAAGGCUCAAGUGAUCCCCGGUUCCGAUGCAGCUGGUGACAUUAUCAAGGUUGGCGAGGGUGUUUAUGGUUUUGCUGAAGGUGAUAGGGUGGUUAUCUGCUAUGACCAAGCAACGCAGUAUGGACCGCUCAAAUCUUGGGGUCAAGGAUUAGGUGGCCCGGUUGAUGGUGUGAUGAGGGAAUACAUUUGCGUUCCUGCGCAUACUGUCGUGAAGAUCCCGGAGUAUUCCACUCUUACCUAUGCGCGAUGGGCUAGUGUGGCCUGCGUGGGCGUCAUAGCUUGGAAUGCUUUGCAUGGAGCCGUGCCAAUCAAGCCCGGUCAGACGAUCCUGUUUCUUGGAACUGGUUGCAUGAGUAUCACAGGCCUUAUCAUAGCCAAAGCCGCUGGAGCCACGACGAUCAUCACAUCCUUUUCUGAAGAAAAUCUGCAAUAUGUGGAGAUGACGUAUGCACCCGACCAUACAAUCAAUUGCACCGAGACACCAGACUGGGCUGCUGAGGUACUGAAGCUCACCGCCGGCCAGGGAGUGGAUCAUAUUUUCGAGAUCGGGGGCUCCGCAACUAUCCAGCACUCAUUCAGAGCUCUGGCGUAUGGCGGAGUGAUUUCUAUCAUGGACUGUCUUUCCCCGGGAGUGCAUAACACAAUGCCUGAUGUGGUGACCCUUGCUUUGUGGAAAGGUGCGACUGUACGCGGUAUCUUGAAUGGCUCGAAGCAGCAAUUGGAGGAAGUCGUGAGGUUCAUUGGUUCGAAGAAUCUCAAAUUGCCUGUGGAGAAGACUUUUGAGUUUGGCUGCGAGCAGGUCAUUGAGGCGUACAGUUAUCUCGCCAGUGGGCAACAUAUUGGGAAAGUCUGCAUUGAUUUCUAA
This is a messenger RNA of Penicillium paradoxum, 1038 nucleotides long. RefSeq names its product zinc-dependent alcohol dehydrogenase family protein. The transcript has 2 exons. The coding region runs from base 1 to 1038 and encodes 345 amino acids. The record is from RefSeq and is a predicted model, not a curated record. Gene Ontology annotation, molecular function: oxidoreductase activity. Lineage: Eukaryota; Fungi; Ascomycota; Eurotiomycetes; Eurotiales; Aspergillaceae.